Messenger RNA from Mugil cephalus (flathead mullet), 3574 nucleotides. RefSeq names its product beta-1,4-galactosyltransferase 3. The transcript has 7 exons. The record is from RefSeq and is a predicted model, not a curated record. Gene Ontology annotation, biological process: carbohydrate metabolic process. Gene Ontology annotation, molecular function: glycosyltransferase activity. Lineage: Eukaryota; Metazoa; Chordata; Actinopteri; Mugiliformes; Mugilidae. Bases 1372 to 2514 code for a protein of 380 amino acids.
UCCCAAUCCGUGGCCGAACGGCUCCCUGUUAGCGAGUUAGCCGACGAGCUAACUAGCGAUGUUCGAUUCCACGGAUCUCGUUACCGAUCCGACACCGAUACUUUAUCCAACUACACAUAAUGUGGUAAAUCCAUUAAAACAAAAGAAGAACAAGAAAAUUGUUUUUUUUUCAUAUAAGAGGCGAUUCUACAGUUGUAGGUUCAGAGCUUUAACGUCAAACUAUUGUGUUACGUUCCUUUCGUUUUUGUUUAUUUAGACGUAGGACGUUUAUUGAUGUAGUUGACUUCAUUUACAACAUAGUUGAUUUAAUACAACACAAAGACAAAAUGCGGGACACGAUCAUACUACUGCACAUUGUUUUUUAGACAAUAUUUCAGUAGUUUAGUUACUUUCACCGCGUUCCUGAUAAUGAGACACAGCACCUCAAAAGACUCCAGUAUCAAAAGUAUCGACAUCUUGGUUCGUGAAUCGAUUUUUAGAGCUUGACGACCUGGGUCCAGGUGUAUCGAUGUCUCAGUAUCGAUCCGCACCGCGGCUAACUAACGGUUAGCUUAGCUCGGCUCGGCUCGGCUCGGAUUAGUCGGGACUUCUUGAGCGGAGCUGGAGGGACCGGUCUAGUUCCUGUCGAUCCACUUUGUCUCAGCCGUGGGAGGCGAAGCUCUACCACCUCCUCCUCCCCCAUUUCUUUCUCCACUGAAGCCCUCCCUCCCCUCCCUCCACCCCAUCUCCCUCCCUCCCCCCUCCCCCCCAUUAAACAACACAAACACAUGCUCCCAUUCCACUCCUCCUCCCCCUCCCCUCCCCUCCCCCUCUGCUUCUCCUCCAGCCAGUGAGUUGAUUCUCGGUGAAGUAUCGGCUGCUCGUGUCAUGGCGCUGGAGGCUCCUGCUGCUGUUGUUGUUGCUGCCUCCCCCAGAACCAGAAGAAGAGGACGCGAGGGAGAACAGGAGGCGGCGUAAAAGACGAGUCUUCCCGUCUUGUGAUUAGUUUGAACCGGAGGAUGAAGGAGUUUGGGAUUCACUGGGGGUGAAACCACACGAUGUGGGACCGUCGCCCUGUCUCACCCUGGACCAGCAGUCAGCUCUGGAGAUAUUUGCCACCUACUGCCCAGAAAGCAGAGAUGCAGUGAAGCAUCAGACCAGCAAACUCUGACUCUUUAACACUUUUUUUUCUUGGUAUAGAAUAUUUUUCUGCCUCUUGGUUUUCUAUUUUUCCUACUUCCUCGUCAGAAGUGCCUUUUUUUCUAUCGGCCGCCUUCAUAUCAAAGUGUGUUUGACUUGACGCCCGACAAUCGUCACCUUUUAACGUCUGUGUAGAGAGAGAGAGAGAGAGAGAACUCGCCAGACUCCGCCUCCGCCGCCGCCGCCGCCAUCAUGAUCGGGAUCCAGUCCAAAUGGCGCUACCUAUUCAUGUUCCUGGGCAUCCAGCUGGUCGUCAUGGCGCUGCUGUCCCGGGAGGGCUACCAGAAGAGGGUCACCUACUUCAUCCGCAUCUUCCGCAAGCCGGACGCCUCCGCCGCCGCCGCCGCCGCCGCCGUGUCUGGACGCAACCACACGAUGGCCGGCGUCAACGGGGCCGACGUCUACGCAAACCUGUCUCACCUGUCCAGGUCCCACAGCCAGGCAGACGACAUGCCCUACUGCCCCAAGACCUCCCCGCUCAUAGGCGGACCGAUCCACGUCAGCUUCCCAUCGGGCCUGACUCUGUCCCAGGUGCAGAGGAAGAACCCCCUGGUGGUCCGCGGGGGGCGCUACAGGCCUCCGGACUGCGAGGCCAGACACCGGACGGCCAUCGUCAUCCCGCACCGACACCGCGAGCAUCACCUCAAGUUCCUGCUCUACUUCCUGCAUCCGUUCCUGCAGCGGCAGCAGCUCAGCUACGGCAUCUACGUCAUCCACCAGGCUGGAAACUACACGUUUAACCGAGCGAAGCUGAUGAACGUGGGUUUCCGUGAGGCCAUGAGGGAGGAGGACUGGGACUGUCUCUUCUUCCACGACGUGGACCUCAUCCCCGAGGACGACCGCAACACAUACGUCUGCGACUCCAACCCCAAGCACGCCGCCAUCGCCAUGGACAAGUUCGGCUACAAGCUCCCGUACAAGAUGUACUUCGGAGGAGUGUCGGCUCUGACUCCGCUUCACUACCUGAAGAUGAACGGUUUCCCCAACAACUACUGGGGCUGGGGAGGAGAGGACGACGACAUCGGAGUCAGAGUGUCUCUGGCCGGGAUGUACAUCACUCGACCGUCUCUGAAGGUCGGACGCUACAAGAUGAUCAAACACAAACUGGACAAAGGCAACGACGUCAACCCGAAGAGGUUCAACAUGUUGGCGAAGACUCGUCAGACCUGGAAGUUGGACGGGAUGAACACGGCCGAGUACGAGGUCGUCUCCAGGGAACACCUCCCUCUCUACACCAACAUCACCGUCAACAUCGGCACCGAGGCCGGCCUCCGCCCCCCCACGCCGACGGAGCGCCCCCCGAAGGACAAACCUGGGGCGGCCCCGGAGAAAUGAUCCGGGACGGUCCCACGUUAGUCGAGGCUGAACCAGCUCAUCUUCUUCUUCCAGUUCCUCCUCCGGGUGAUAAAAGCCUGAACUCUGCAGUUUGGUUCCUGCCUCCUCCUCCUCCUCCUCCUCCUCCUCUUCCUCCUCCUCCUCCUCGAGGGACCAACAGCUCGGAGGGAGGAGGGGGUGGGGGGGUGGGGGGGUAAAAGUUGGACUCUAUGAGUUUCUAAAUGAAUAAAAACGUGUAAAGCUGCAGCGCUGACGUCGCUGCUCUAAACCUCCAGAGGCCUUAGGAUGUUUCCCGUCUUUUUCACUUCUUCUUCAGACUUUAAUGGAGCUGCAGCCGCACUGUGCCACAACAGACUUUACUACUAUUAUUAUUAUCAUUUUUAUUUUUUAUCUCUAAGCCAAUGAACGCAUGAGUGAAGAGUUUCAAGCUGCUGCUACAGUGACUGCACACAAAUCUGACGCUUUGUUUUAAAAAGGGUUUUCAGAGAUAGAUGAAUAUAUAUAUUUUCCUGUAAAGAAUAAACGUUUUUUCCUUUCAGAUCAUAUUCUGGUAUCUGAUAUCUGGGUUGGGUUUUGUGGCUGUGAUCCCACGGUUUUCCGCACAACUAAGUCUUGUUGACUUAUUAUUUUUUAUAGAAACAUGGAGGUGUGUAAACGUCACAGCCUUUAUUCACCAGAACCUUGUAGAGACGAAUAAAUAAAUGAAGCUCAUCGCUGACCAGAGCUCCAACCUCUGCUCACUGGUUUCAGUCACAUGGAGACGGUUUCUGUCCUGUAUGGAAAUGAUCAAAUUAUCAUUUUAUUAUGUGGUGACGAUAGAAGCUGCACACGAACCAGACGUUUGUUCACUCCUCCGUUAUUUAUUUCAUUUUCUUUUCUCUAUAGUUCUUCUCUAGUUUUUUUUUUUCUCAGAGAGUUUGUUAGAAACCAAAGAAUGAGGAGUUCAGUGACUGAACAUAUCAGCGGUGAAGUGAUGGACCUUGAACGCAUCGUCUGACUCUACUUCCUCAUCUGUGACCAUGUGACCAGACGCCUUAAAAAUAAACUGAUUCAUAUGGAG